Molecule: messenger RNA, 459 nt
Organism: Porites evermanni
Lineage: Eukaryota; Metazoa; Cnidaria; Anthozoa; Scleractinia; Poritidae
Source: the annotation of a GenBank genome assembly
UGUCCAUCUGGCUGGGUUACAUUUGGUGGUUCAUGUUUUUACCUGAGCGGUACAGAACAACAGGUCCCGAGCGACGCGCACAAGGCAUGCCGGACUAUGGGUGGAGACCUCUCAAUAAUCAAAUCAGCCGCUGCAGACAAAUUUAUAUUCGAACUUAUAAAAAAUGGUAAUACAGUCACACCAUUUGGUGCGUGGCUUGGGUUAGAACGAGUUAACGUUAACGCAACCAAGUUCCGUUGGAUUGACGGUACUCCACUGGAAGGAGAGUAUAAGAAUUGGUUUGACAGGGAACCGAACAACCAAGGCUUUAAUGAAGAUUGUGUCAAUAUGUUUGGGAAGUCAAUUGACAACAGAACGACCUCGAGGGCAGAAGGAAAGUGGAAUGACUACCCCUGUGGAUGCCAUAAGAGUCUAAACCUUUGCCCUGUUGUUCUUUGCCAGAGGCCUUUACGGCCAUGA